AUGGAGGCCCCGAGGAAAAAGAAGAAGAAGAGGCUUAUGGCCCACAGAGAUUUUGUAGACAAUGCCUUCUUGAUGAGCUGUGACGGGCUUUGCUUCUCUUCGACAUUUGUGCUCGAUGGCGCUCCCGACUGGUCGGUUGAAGCGGUGGGCCGCUUUGACACUGGCGACAUAAGCAUUGCACCCAGCAUCUUGAUACGCUUGGCCGAGACAAACGAGCCCAAAUGUUACGGCGAAGAACGGAAAAGGCGGUUUCCAGACACGAAGAGCGUGCGCGAGAAGUUGGAAGACGGCGCCAAAGGCGAGGAGGCCACCUAG
Messenger RNA from Colletotrichum truncatum, 315 nucleotides. NCBI's taxonomy places the organism in Eukaryota, Fungi, Ascomycota, Sordariomycetes, Glomerellales, Glomerellaceae. The record is from RefSeq and is a predicted model, not a curated record.